Molecule: messenger RNA, 1778 nt
Organism: Protopterus annectens (West African lungfish)
Lineage: Eukaryota; Metazoa; Chordata; Ceratodontiformes; Protopteridae
Gene: TLCD2
Product: TLC domain containing 2
Exons: 4
Coding region: 567-1289 (240 amino acids)
Biological process (GO): membrane assembly; regulation of membrane lipid distribution; plasma membrane organization
Cellular component (GO): plasma membrane
Source: RefSeq, a predicted model, not a curated record
GCUUUGUUUGCGGGCAUACAAACAUACGAUGGAACGAAAUAGUUAUACAACACAGUAGUUUCACAAGGAAUAGUAUGUGGCUUGAGGAAAGAACUAGAUAAGUACUACCAGCUAGACAAGGAUUUCUGGCUGAUGAAAGAAAAAGUCAAGUACUUAGAGGAGAGAUGGGGCGAAGUUUUAAUUGAGUCUUCCCGGGGGUCGUCUCACAAUAAAGUGCGACUGAAACGGUCAAAACAUCUUGAAACGGAGAUUUCAAAGAGGGGUUACGACUCACAACACCCAUUUCACAGGGCUGGUACCCCACCCUAUUUUCCAUCAUAGACGGUCGCUAAAGAAUCCCUCGCCCAACUCACUCACAGUGCUGGACUAAUGAACGCUCCUAAAAUCGAGGAGCCCACUUCAUUUGUGCUUUCUGAAAUAGCUUUACUUUGACAGAAGACCGCUAAUUUGAAAAGAAAAAUAGACUCCUGGGCGAAACUGAAGGUUUGAAUCUGACCACCUCCCAAUUCUUUUAGUAGACGACAUUCCCCUGACUUUAGGGGCUUUUUGCAAGUGUUUUUUCAGUCAUGGAUGCGAAUCCGGCGGCGCUGAUCGUGGGUGUUUCUUUCUGUUUUUUCCGAUUGGUUAAUAGAGGAUUGGCGGGGUUGCCCGUACCAGAAUCCGCCUUUCGAAACCCCUGGAAGUGGAGAAACAUCUGCACGUCACUGGUGCACAGCCUUCUAUCUGGUGGCUGGGCACUUCUCUGCUUUUAUCUGCAUCCUCUGAUGGCUUCUGAUAUGAUCUCUACUUACUCGACCUUCUCCCACUGCCUGGUUUCUUUUUCUAUUGGUUAUUUUGUUCAUGACUUUGUAGACAUGCUGUGCAAUCAAAAACUAAGCCGUUCAUGGGAGCUUCUGUUUCAUCAUGCUGUGGUGAUUAUCUGUUUCGGCAUUUCUGUGAUUGUGUACAGCUACAUCGGCUUUUCUAUAGUGGCACUGCUUGUUGAGAUAAACUCCAUAUUCCUUCACUUACGUCAAAUACUUUUGAUGGCAAAUCUAGUAAAAACAACUAUCUUUCGAAUUAACAGCAUCAUAAACCUUGGUACCUAUGUCAUCUUCCGGAUCAAUACAUUGGCAUGGAUGACUCGCUGGCUUGUCCUUAACCGUGACAAUGUUCCACUAAUUACUUACACCAUUGGCAGUGUGGGUAUGGCUAUCAUGACUGUUAUGAACAUCAUUCUUUUCUUACGGCUACUCCGGAGUGACUUCCUGAAAUCUACUCGAGAAACUAAAAAAGAAAAAGAAAAAUAACGCCUGUAUUUGAGCAGUAUGGGCUUAUCUACCUAGUUACAUUUAAUAACACUGAUUGAAGGCGAACCAGUGUAUCGUAACAAAUUGGUGAUGACCAGAUUAUUCCCUCCUCAUAAUGAUUACUGUUCAGAUCUUGACAAGUGGUUGUUCUGUGGUAUAACGUAGGGGGCACCUGUAACUUCACUUUUUCAGGUGUGGUGCUAAUAAUAUUGUUGAACUGCCAUAUGAGUCUGAUGUGUAAGACUGUCUUGUGGGAGGGGUUAUUCCUGCGCCAUUUAGCUAGUAUAACUCAUGCUUCCAUUAACAACAUUUGCUUUCAUUUUCAAGAUACCUUGAGAGGCACACUGGAUUAGAAUGGAGGGCUCAUCGGCAUCCAUGUAAUUACAGAGCUCUUUGUUUUGAUCUAAGGUGCUUUGAAGUAAUGUUUAUUGAGCAACAGAUUAAUGCAAGUGUCAUUUUCAUAGCUUGAAAUAAAUAUUGGGGAAUAUG